CUGUAACCCUAGAACGUCUCCUAACGCCACAGCGAAGGCUUAUCAGGUUCUCCCUGGCAUCCUUUUUCCUAGGUCUUUCGUACUUCGUGGUCCAGAAUGUUCCGCCAGAAGCGUUUGUGUUGCGGAGAAAAGUUCCGAUAGUACCCUCAUGCGUUGCGAAGCUUGUGGUUUAGGUGCAGCCUAGGGCUUCUUGACGUGGAUGGCGAUUUCGUGUAAGAAGUAGGUGCAAGGUCUAGGGCAACGAUCUGUGUAAAGGCCCUUCUAAGCAGGCAGCGCUCGACGGUUGAAAGCAUAUACGGUGCCAUACUCGUAGUUUUCCAGUAGUUCCUCGGUUUCCGCUUGUUUCGAGGCUCCUCCAUGCAUCCAUUGCAGUUAUUUGAUCCUCCUUAACGACGUUCACAAAAGCUUCAGCGACUUAACAUCCUCCUUAACGACGUUAGACUCACCAGAGCAGUAGCUGUUACCUUGUAACAUGGAUCCAGCAACCUGCAACAGUUGGGAGAGGGCGUCACAAUCGUCCGAUCACUACCAUCGCGAUGACGAUUACCAGGACAACCACGGCAACGGCUGGGACGAAGAACCCAGAGGGUCUAGUUGGGAGCGAGAAAACACUGUAGAUAGACAGCAACGGCAGCAGCGGCAUCAGCAGCACCAUCAGGAGCAGCAGUGGGAAGAGGAUGACCACGUAGGAGAGCAGGAGCGGCGAAGACCGCAAAAGGAACGGGAAGCGAAGCCGACGAGAAAAAAGAAAGAGAAGGAGAGCGGGGGUAGUAGCAGCAGCAGUGGUCAUAAGAAGGCAGAGUCAAACGGACCGACAAUACCCGAAGAGUUUAUGUGUCCGCUCUCGCUAACCGUCAUGACUGACCCCGUUAUAAUCGCAUCCGGCCAGACGUACGAGCGUGCUUCAAUCGAGAGGUGGUUCGCAGAGGGUAAGCGGACGUGCCCCAAGUCUGGCGUGCGGAUCGACCAUACAAACUUCUGCCCGAACUUCGCCCUGAAAAGCAUGAUCUCUGAUUGGAUGGCGCAAGGUUCGGGCGGCCAUUCUUCAGCUGCCCGUCCCAGUACUGCCCCGGCGAAAAAAUCCACGGUAAAAAGCUCCUCGAAAACCAGCCAGUUGCGGCCGAAAACACCACCUCCCCCUUCACUAAUGGCGCCUCGAUCGGAGACCGGCCCAGGCGAACAGGACCUCGAACGCCUGUCCGACGGCGCCGUGCGAAAGAAAAAGGUGGUUAAGAAGAAGAGCGCGGACGGCGGGGAGGAGAGCAAGGUGGAGAGAGGGCGGAAGGCGUCAGGCUCGGGAAGCGGUAGCGGUUCGGACGCCGGUGCUAAGGCUCGGGCGAGGUCCGUGAGCCCGCUUCCGUCGAACCUAUCGAAGAAAAUGGCGGCGCUGGGCGGCGGAGACGGUCAGGUAGGCGACGGGCCGACGGAUAUUAAAGCCGUAUGGGAGAGUAUAGCCGCGCAGGGGAGCAAGCCUAAGAAGGCCGGCGGCGGUCUGCAGCGGCACCUGUCGUACUUCCCGCGAGGCGAGGACGGGUUCGGCUCCCCCGCCGACGAUGAUGACGAUGACGUGGGGGGAAAGCUUUCCACGGGGAUUUCCGCUCUUAAGUUAGGGCGCGCGGGCGGCGGCGGAGGAGGGGGAGGUCCGGGGAAGAUAUCGGAUCUUAUGAAAGGUCGGAGUAUGAAGAUGACGAGGAAGCAGCGGGACAAGCUACUAUCGGAGAUAGGAGCGGAUGGGGUGAAAGGGGGCGGCGCGGGGCUAAGGCCGUCCCCGUCGGUGGGGGACGAGGGGGAAGCCGCGCCGCCGUCGCUCCGCAGCAGCGCGAAGAUGCGGUCCCAGUCGGAAACGGGCAGGAAGGUGAAAAAGUCGGAACGGGACGCGGACAGGGCGGCAGGCGGAGGAGGGGGCAGGGGGGACGAGGAGUACGGGGGGCGCGGGGAGCACCUGGCGCCAGGGGGGAGAAUGCUGGUGGGAGGAGGAGGAGGCGGGGUAGGCGGAAACAUGUCCCCGCUGCCGCAGCGUCCGGGGUCGGUGGGGCAUGGACGGGUCCCGAGCGUGAGUAGCAACAGUAGCGGGAGCAGCACGGGUGGGCGGCGGCACUUCGGCAUGGAGUCGACCGACGGUAGCAGCGCCAGCGCCAGUGGGGGCAGGCGCCAGUUUGCCGCUAACCCCGGCGACGAGCGCCCCAGGACCUCGGGCGCCGCGUUCGGCGGCGGGGAGUACGGGCAGGGCGGGCCGAGUGGGGGAGAGCCGUGGAGGGGGGCGGGGCAGGGGCUGGCGCCUAGCAGCAGCAGCGGGGGGAGGCCUAAGGGGCUCCGGAAAGGCGUGCUAAAAAACGCGGCUGGCGCUGCUGCCGCUGCUGCUGGCGGCGGUGGGGGCGGGGGCGGAUAUGGGGGAGGGCAUGGGCAGGGUUUAGGGCAGGGUAUGGGGCAGGGGCAGGGGCUAGAGCGGCUGACGUCAUCCAUCCCGCAGUGGCAGGCGGACAUUGAAGCCAUGUCGGCCGGCAGAACGUUCCGAAAGUCGCCGACCAACCCGUCGCCGCACCUGCAUGACGUGGACGUGGAGAGCACCCAUUCGGCCGGCAGGGCGUUUAGAAAGGCGACUACGAACCCGACUAUGCAAGAUGUUGAUAUGGGCUAUGGCCAUGCCACCGGGGGCGGCGCUACAGGCGUGCCCAGGCUGCAGCGGAACAGCAGCGCGCGCAGCACGUGCAGCAUGAUGAGCAUGCCGGGCGGCAGCAAUGAUGACCCGGGCGGUGCGCCGGUCCGCCGCGACAUGAACCCCAUGGUGGAGGCGCUCAACUUCGGGUCAGGUGUGGACCGGCGGGCAGCGGUGCGAGACAUCCGGGCAGCGAUCAAGGGCUGCCCGGAAAACAAAGCGCAGCUGGUGCAGCUGGGGGGGAUCGAGCCGCUGGUCGAGGUGAUCGAAUCGGACGACCUGGAGGCAGCAGAACACGCCGUUGCUGCCCUCAUGAAUCUCUCCCUCCACUGGAACGCGUCAGGGGAGAUCGUGCGAGCUGGGGGGAUCCCAGCCCUGGUAGGGAUGUUGAACCACGGUACUUCAGCCUCCCAAGGCAACGCGGCUGCCACUCUGUUCGCGCUUUCUAAGGAGGAUGACCACAAGCUCAUGGUGCGGGCGUCAGGCGCCAUCCCCGCACUUAUCUCCCUCCUCAAAACCGGCACGGUGCGUGCGAAGAAGGAUGCGGCGCUGGCGCUCUUCACCCUCUCUACCCAAGUCCGCUGCGCCCGAGACAUCCUUAAAGCUGGAGCAGUCGAGGUCCUCCUAGGGAUGUGUGGUUCGGGGGACUCUUCCGACCCUCCCCCUCCCGGCCUGGAAGAGAAAGCCACGGCGGUGCUAUCCAACCUGGCUCGGUUCCCCGAGGGGUGUCAGUCGAUUGUGGAGUGCGACGGGCUCACCAUGUUCGUGGACCUGUUGGACGAGGGGUCGUCGGCGCGGGUGAAGGAGGACGCGGCGUCGGUGCUGCUGCAGCUGGCGGCCAUGGGUUUUGUGACGUACGGGGACCUGCUGGCGGAAGGCGUGUUGCCGUCGCUGGUGCGCGUGUCGCAGACGAGCGCUGAGAACUCGGAGGCGAAGACGCUGCUGCAGAUACUCAGGCAGCACUGCGCUGAGAACAAGCGGUGAAAGGGGCAAGAGGUGCAACGCGACGCCACCAUUUGGUAACAUGAUGCCCUUGGUGCUGUCUGCAGUGCUGCUGCCACGUUUCCUUGGCUGAUAGGUUGGCUGUUUCGUCCAGAUCGCAUCAGGAGCAACUCUGCAGUGUGCAUGGCUGGUGGUUUCAUGGGUGGGCUAUCUGGAGGAUCACCUGUUUCGAUGGCACACGCAGAAUAAUUCAUUUGUUUUGUGACCUUAACUGCGUAGUCAACUAGUCUGUUGGAUGGGUUUAUUUAUGUGCACCAUCUGUGCAGUAUGUGAGCUUCAUGAAGCGAGGAGACUGGCUUCAGUUCUUUAUUCCAGCUCAGGCAUCUUUUCAUUAUUAACUCCAUAUUCUGC
Closterium sp. NIES-67 is the source of this 4009-nucleotide messenger RNA. Lineage: Eukaryota; Viridiplantae; Streptophyta; Zygnematophyceae; Desmidiales; Closteriaceae. The record is from the annotation of a GenBank genome assembly.